Medioppia subpectinata is the source of this 756-nucleotide messenger RNA. The record is from the annotation of a GenBank genome assembly. Lineage: Eukaryota; Metazoa; Arthropoda; Arachnida; Sarcoptiformes; Oppiidae.
UCGUUGGCCUACUCUAACAUAUUGGCCGAAUGGCUCACAAGCAACAAACAGUCCAGAGUUUACAUUCCCGAAGAGCCCUUCCCACACGCGGCGCUCGUACGCGGCGGACGACUCAAACAUUUCUCAAGCAUUAGUCUCGACUCAUUCAACACUGAAUUCAAAACGCCUUGCAUUGUGUUCACUGGUCAUCCAUCCCUUCGUUUCGGUGAUAUCGUCCACUUAAUUGAAUUGUGGGGCAAUUCGUCCAAUAAUCUCAUUGUCUUUACCGAGCCUGAUUUUCCAUAUAUGGAGGCGUUGUCCCCAUACCAGCCGUUGGCAAUGCGUGUGGUUUACUGUCCGAUCGACACGAGUCUUAACUUUUCUCAAGCGAACAAAUUGUUACGCGAUUUGAAACCUAAAAAUCUAAUAAUCCCUCAAAGCUAUACAACUCCGCCACCACUUCUUAAACACCGAACAGAUUUGGUGAUCGAUUGCGAGGCAACUGUUUUUUCAUACAAACGAAAUAAUGUCAUAAAACUGCCGAUUAAGAGAUGUUUCGAAAGAAUUGAUAUCGAAUCCGAUGUAAAGAGUUUACCACAAUUGGCGUCCAAUCUAUUGCCAGUGGAAGUGCGUUCGGGUGUGAGUAUAGCGACAGUGACGGGCACUCUGAUGGCCAAAGACAACAAAUUCAAGCUCCAGAAGUUGACCAAAUCUCAAAUGCAUGAACUGACGAGUGAAUCGCCCACUCAUACCCUUCCGCCCAUUAACUACACGUGG